Molecule: messenger RNA, 951 nt
Organism: Hyla sarda
Lineage: Eukaryota; Metazoa; Chordata; Amphibia; Anura; Hylidae
Product: olfactory receptor 2D2-like
Exons: 1
Coding region: 1-951 (316 amino acids)
Biological process (GO): G protein-coupled receptor signaling pathway
Cellular component (GO): membrane
Molecular function (GO): olfactory receptor activity; G protein-coupled receptor activity
Source: RefSeq, a predicted model, not a curated record
AUGGAAAGAGGAAAUUACAGCCAAGUGACCGAAUUUAUUCUCUUAGGAUUUUCCACAGACCCUAUUGUACAGGUUCUGCUCUUUCAUGUCUUCUUGAUCCUGUAUAUGACCACAGUGGCAGGGAACCUUCUGCUCAUGGUGGCCGUGAGAUCCGAUCAUCGUCUACACAGUUCAAUGUAUAUCUUUCUGGCCAGUCUGUCAUUCCUGGACAUCUGCUUCACUUCCAUUACCAUUCCCAAUAUGCUCAGCAAUUUCCUGAGAGCAAAGAAAAGUAUUUCCUACGCGGGUUGCUUGGUUCAGGUAUAUAGCUUCCUUCUCUUUGGUGAGACAGAGUGUGUUCUUCUGGCCUUCAUGGCUUACGAUCGAUAUGUUGCCAUCAGCAAUCCCUUGCGUUACAGUGUGGUUAUGAGGACAACGGCUUGUGUUAGAAUGAUAGGCGUUUCAUGGUUGACCGGAGCCGCCAUAUCAUCGGUUGACAUAUACUUUCUUUGUACACUACGAUUUUGCACAUUCACCACAAUUGACCACUUCUUCUGUGAAGCUCCGUCAUUGAUGAAUCUCUCCUGCAGUGACCUCUACCUAAUUAAUGUGGUCAAGCUGGUUGGGAGUUCCAUAUUACUCCUGGUUCCUCUACCAUUUAUUCUCUAUUCAUACAGUCACAUCAUCCUGGUCGUCCUAAGGAUCCGGUCCAGAAGAUACAAGGCUUUCUCCACUUGCACCUCCCACCUUAUCAUAGUCAUCCUCUUCUAUGGCUCGGCCAUUAUCAUGUAUAUGAAGCCUGAACACUCGGGGCACUUAUCCGAUAAACUCUUGUCUAUGUUUUAUACAACAGUCACCCCAAUGUUAAACCCCCUCAUUUAUAGCUUGAGAAAUAAAAAUGUCCAAGUGGCCAUUCGAAAUUAUGGGAGAUCUGUGGUUGUAUCCAAUCCUCAUAUUUUGGGCUCGGUAUAA